CAAAGAUACCGCUGCACCCAGAGGCGAUUUCUUUGCAAGGAAGGAAGCCGCUUAAUUUGUCUCUUUUCGGCCACCCACAGCUGCCAAGAUUCUGGGCCCAAGCCGGUGAUCAGUCCAGGGAAAUCCGGGAGUGUUGCAAGCUGCUCGCCCCUUCCUUCCUGGCUUUGCUGUACUGUCACCUCUCUACUUCUCUGCUUUGGAGGAGGCUGGGGGAGGGGGGAGACUUGUGUGGCCUGAGGCGAUCCCAGCUCCCACAUAAGGAGCUCCGGCUGCCACUACUUGGCCCUGGCACCCCAGCAUCUCCGGAGUGCCAGCAGCAUGGGCUCCGACGCGGUCCCUAUGGGCUCCGACGCGUUCCCUAUGGGCUCUGGCGCGGUCCCUUGGCUGGAAAGGCACUGGGCUCUGUCCUUGGUCUUGACGUUCGCCCUCGCACCACUAUUGCUGCUGGUCUUCAAGCUCUACCUCCGGCGCCAGGGACUGCUGCGAGUCAUGCGCCCCUUCCCGGGACCCCCGACACACUGGCUCUAUGGACACACAAGUGAGUAUCCUGUGGAAACAGAACUAGAGGCGUUUAAGAUGCUGCCCCAAAAAUACCCUAGUGCUUUUCCUUUCUGGAUUGGGCCCUUUCAUGCAAAUUUGCAUAUCUAUGACCCAGAAUAUGUAAGGACUUUCCUGAAUCGACAAGAUUUAAAAACCCAGCUGUUCUACAGAUUUGUAAUUCCCUCUCUUGGAAAUGGCCUGGUGAGCCUAAAUGGCAAGAAGUGGCAAUCCCACCGGCGCCUGGUGACCCCAGCCUUCCACUUUAACGUCCUGAAGACCUACAUCCACCUAAUGAAGGAUUCAGUCUCCAUGAUGCUGGAUGAAUGGGAAAAACUCCGGACUGAGGACACUUCCAUGGACAUCUUUGAGCCUAUGUCUUUCAUGUCUUUGAACAGUAUCCUGAAAAGUGCCUUCAGUGUCCAGGAUUUCUACCAGGAAAAGAGCUUCUUGAGCACCUACUUCCAGAAGGUGCACAGAACCGGAAAGCUCAUCUACAAUCGCAUGAGCAACUACCUCUAUUACAGUGACUUCAUUUACAAGCUGAGCCCUGACUUCCGGGAGUUCCAGGAUCUCUGCCAAGAAUUAAAAAAGCACCCAGCCAAAGUCAUCCAAGAUAAGAAGGCAUCUCUCAAGAAUCCAGGGGAGCAGGACAAGGUUCAAAAGAAGAAGUACCUGGAUUUCCUAGACAUUCUCUUCCAAGCCAGAGAUACAAAUGGAGGACACUUGACAGACGAGGAACUAUUGGAUGAGGUAAACACAUUCAUGUUUGCUGGCCAAGACACCGUGUCUUCUGGACUCUCCUGGACCUUCUACUGCCUGGCCAUGAACCCAGAAUACCAGAAGAAAUGUAGAGAGGAGAUCCAAGGUAUCCUGGAAGAUGGAGAUUCCAUAACCUGGGACCACCUGAGCCAAAUGCCCUACAGCACCCAGUGCAUCAAGGAGGCCCUCCGCCUGUACCCACCUAUCAUCAGAAUAUCAAGGGAGCUCAAGGAACCCAUCACCUUCCCAGAUGGACGCUCUAUCCCUCAAGGUUUGAUAAUUGUCCUGAACAUCUGGGCUCUUCACCACAACCCUGCUGUCUGGGAAAACCCAGAGGUCUUUGACCCUGAAAGGUUCUCCCCAGAGAAUAAUGAGAAGAGACAUUCAUUUGCUUUCGUGCCAUUUUCUGCUGGGACCAGGAACUGCAUUGGGCAGCAGUUUGCCAUGAUGCUAAUGAAGGUGGGCCUGGCCCUGACACUGCUCCGCUUUGAGCUGUUUCCAGAUCCCAAGAAGCAUCCCAUCCUCACUCCCCAUUUCAUUCUCAGGUCUAAGAAUGGGAUCCAUCUGUAUACAAAGCCCCUCCAGUAGCCCAGCUGGCCUGUGGUGGUGGAUAUCAUUAUCUUUAGCUAUAGCCAGUGAUGCAAACAGAGACAUGAAAAUGGGGGCUUGGGGGGAGCCGGAGUUGGCAGAGGGUUUCAAUCUUUUUCUCUGUGGCUUUGGAGUGAAUUAUAUCAUGCUAGAUCAGAGCAGUGGCUAUGGGACUGAGGGUUCUGGGGGCAUGCCUUCCUCAUUGUUUCCUUUCUGAAGCACUAUUAAUGAUGAUGAUGAUGAACCUGGGUGCCCUGAAUGCUCACAGUAAUAGACCAGGGCUAGGGGGUCCUCCAGGGCUGGAAGAAAAAAAAUACUCAGGAAGUGAACAUUUCACUGCUCAUAAUCCAGAAAACAAAUAAUCAAAUGGGACUCUAUUGCCAUGACCAAGAUCAGGUAUGAUUUUUACACAGGGUGUUUAAGCAUGGCUUUCAAGAAAGGGAAAUGCCUGAAACUGGUAGUGGCUCUCAGAGAUGCCUAGUGGGCACCUGAAGGAAGGAAUCACUGCAAGAAAGAGUACCAAGAUACCAGGGCAGGAGUUGGCAGGGGUGGGGGUAGGACUCAUUCCCUCCCUACCAGACUGUGAAUGAGCCCAAAAAGUUCAGUUCAGAUGCAGAGCAGGCCAUGUAUGAGCUGUUAGUCCACCUGGGGUUGAGGAUGAAAAUCAAGAAACUUUAUCAGGAGUAAGGAGAUGCAAUGAAAGCUGUGGACUUGAAGCUGGAGGGGUGGCUAGCACUCCAGUAGUGGUUGAUGCUAAACCAUUCCCUUCUUGCACCCCCAAGGAGGAAUGGGGUUAGAAUGAAUUUAGCUUUGUGGAAUUGUUCUCUUUAUGAGAUCAGAUAAAGAUGUCAAAGUGCCUUAACUCCCCUGACCUCAUGCCCUCCACCUGGCCAAGAAAGCAGACAUUUACUCCAAAGUAUAUUUUAUUCUUAAUGUAUGUUAAUAGGUCCUGAUUUAAUUUUAC
This is a messenger RNA of Dromiciops gliroides (monito del monte), 2851 nucleotides long. Its product is annotated as cytochrome P450 4X1-like. Bases 319 to 1887 code for a protein of 522 amino acids. NCBI's taxonomy places the organism in Eukaryota, Metazoa, Chordata, Mammalia, Microbiotheria, Microbiotheriidae. The transcript has 12 exons. The record is from RefSeq and is a predicted model, not a curated record. Gene Ontology annotation, molecular function: iron ion binding; oxidoreductase activity, acting on paired donors, with incorporation or reduction of molecular oxygen; heme binding.